Orbicella faveolata is the source of this 1157-nucleotide messenger RNA. Its product is annotated as nmrA-like family domain-containing protein 1. NCBI's taxonomy places the organism in Eukaryota, Metazoa, Cnidaria, Anthozoa, Scleractinia, Merulinidae. The record is from RefSeq and is a predicted model, not a curated record.
CAUUGAAACUACUGGUGAGACAACGAAGUUGAAAGUGCGUUCAAACAAGAGAGUUUAAGCUGCAGGUAGCUGUGAGUUAAGCAAUGCCAAAGCCAACAGUGUUUGUGAUCGGCUGCAGUGGAUUUAUCGGCCCGGCUACAGUGAAAGCUUUGUCAGAUAACUACUCGGACAAGGUAAAUAUCCUCGCUGGAACCAGAAACCCAGCAUCAGAGAAAGUGGCAACGCUGAAAACCCUGCCAGGGGUGACAGUUAUAAGGGCUGAUAUGAAUGACAAAGAGGCAUUGCGUGAACAGCUGCGUGGCGUGACAUCACUGUUUAUUGUGACACCAACCAGUGGGUUCAAACUUGCCAUUGGUGCUGCAGAAGUGGCCAAAUCCUCGGGCGUCAAGCACAUUCUCACAGUCAGUGUCCUCACGGUUAGCCUAACUGAUACUAUCUAUGGAAAACAGUACAGUGAGUUGGAGUCAAGGAUACAGAACCUAGGGAUGCCAUACACCAUCAUCCGCCUUCCUCCGUUCGUCGACAACUACUGGGGUUUCAAACGACCCAUUCAGGAGAAGUCAUCUUUCGGUACUCCAAGUGACCCUACCAAGCCUUUCUCAGCUGUCGUCGUAGCAGAUGCUGGGAAAGCUGCAGCCGCUAUUAUGGCCGACCCCAAGAAGCAUUAUGGAAAAACCUACAAGUUGAUAAGCAAUUGCCAUACACUGGACGAACUAGCAGCCGCCUUCAGCGAGAUAUUAGGUAAGAAGAUUAAGUAUGAGCGAAUGUCAUACGAAGAUUCCCGGAGUCGUUUCAUCAACGUGGUUGGUUUCAGCGAGGAAGAUGCAGAUGGUAUCUUAGAGAUAUACAGGCUCACUGAUGAAGAGUGCCCACUGAUUAAUGACCCAGACAUGUCCCACUUUACCAAGAUUACAGGAGAGGAGCCCACCACUUUGAAAGAGUGGGUAACUGAAGUGGCACCAGUCUUCAACGCUAAACUAUGAAGAACAGUGUCGCUUAUAUAUUCCUUACUAACUUAAUGAUGGCAUUGACUGCCAUUUCGGAUUAAAACAGCAGUUUUUUUCUUGCUUUGAAUGUUAGUCUCCUUGCUUUAAAAAUGUAUUCGUGAAUGUACUUUGACUUCAAAGGGAAUAAAGUACUCAUUGAGUUGCACUGGA